GGCGGCAAACGCAGUCAACAAGUAGGUAGUGCCGUGCGACGUGACCGCCGACCGGUAGUUUAUAGUAGUGACUUGUACGCGCGCGCGCGACCACGACGUGUGUUCCACGUUUCGUCGUCCGACUAUAGUUUAUUGUGCGUCGUGAUAAUAGUAAUACGAAAUUUAAUAAUAAACGCAUCAUACUCCCCCAUAAUAAGAACAGUGUGCUGCAGUGCUUCAUGCGAUAAUCGGAAUCGUACCAAUAAUAACGCCGUAUACGCGAUUGUCGUUCGAAUUUCGGUCUGUUUUCUUAGACUUUAGCCGCAGAGAUUUUUUCGGUUUUCGCGCGUGUACCUGUGCGCGACCGUCCGCUUUUUAUCCCGCCGUCGACGCGGGCUUUCCCGGGAACGUGCGGCCCGCUGUGAUGUUCUGAACCGACCGCGCCCGCACCACUUUGAACGCGCGCGCGGGGCGAUGGUGACUCGACGAACGCCGAUCACGGCGGCGGCGAUGACGUUGCGCUCGGCGCACGUCUUGGCCGCCACCGCGGCGGUACUCUUGCUGGUGGCCGCGGGAUAUGGACGAGACGCGGUAGCAGCGGAAACGACGACCGGCACUCCGGCGAUGACAACAUGCGGUCCGGGCAUGUUUCGAUGUUCGGACGGAAAGUGCAUAACUUCCGACUUGCUUUGCAACAUGCAAAAGGACUGCGACCGAGGAGAGGACGAGUUCCAGAGUUGCCCUCCGCCCGAGUGCGAACCCACGCUGUUGCCAUGCCGUCAGUACCAUUGGAACAAGACGUACUGUUACCCUCCGCACUAUCGGUGCGAUGUUACCGUCGACUGUGUUGAUGGCUCUGACGAGGCCGAUUGCACGUACCGAAAAUGCCAGACUGAAGACUUCCGCUGCGAGGUGAACGGUCCGGGCAGCGGUCCAUGUCUGCCCAAGCUCAAACGUUGCGACGGUUACUUCGACUGCCGCAACCACAAGGAUGAGGAGAACUGCGGGUCGGCCAUGAACAUGUCGUGUCCACUGGACAAAUUCCGGUGUCUAAAUGGGCAAAAGUGCAUCGACCCGAAACUGAAAUGUGACCAUCAAAACAAUUGCGGUGACAACAGCGACGAAGAAAACUGCAAUUUCGCGGCUUGCCACGUCGGCCAGUUCCGAUGCGGCAACGGGCUUUGCAUCCCUCUCAACUACCAGUGCGAUGGGUACGCCGACUGUCAAGACGGUACUGACGAGUUGAACUGCACCGCGCUGGCUUGCCCUGGAAAAUACCUGUGUCCCCAGGGUGGACCGAACAAACGGCCCAAGUGCAUAAACAAGUCGCAACUAUGCGACGGACAUAAAGACUGCGAUGAUAACGCCGACGAAGAGGCGGCGUGCUCGACCCUCAGUUGUCCAGCUCUGGGUUGUGAGUACAAAUGUCAGGCAUCACCCACCGGUGGCUCAUGUUAUUGUCCGGAAGGAAGAAAAAUCGCAAACGAUUCGAAAACGUGUAUAGAUCGUGAUGAGUGCUCCGAAUGGGGAUUCUGCGAACAGAUGUGUAAGAACUCGGAAGGAUCAUACACGUGCAGCUGUUAUCCAGGGUACAUGCUUAUGGACCGGAAAAAGUGCGUGGCCAACAAUCGGACACAACCGUUCCAAGUGUAUUUCGCCCAGGAUAAGAACAUUAUGAAAAUGGAUUCCAAGUACCAAAACUUGGUGGUGGUGGCCAACGCAACGUCRGCCAGCGGCAUGGAUUACCAUUACGCGUUCAAUACGCUGUACUGGUCCGACGUAAAGCUGAAGAAGAUCAAAUCGGCAAGGCUGCUGGACAUGGACAAGUUCGUGCGAGACGGCAACGCCAUUUCACCUGAGAUCACGUUGCCCGGCAUGUGGGAGCCAAUAUCGAUGGCGGUAGACUGGGUCGGCAACAAGCUGUAUGUGGUGGACGGCGUGGGCCAGAAGGUGGAUGUGUUCGAGCUGAACGGCCGGUGGCACGCGAUCGUGCUGAGCAGCAAUCUGACCAACCCCUCGGACAUCGCGCUUGACCCCACCCAGGGGUACAUGUUCAUAGCGGACGGUAACCAGCUGAUCCGUGCCAACAUGGAUGGCAGUGAUACCAAGGCCAUAGUCACUGACGCCGUGUACAAGGCGUCUGGCGUUUCAGCCGACAUUCUUGACAAGCGGCUUUACUGGUGCGACUCGCUGCUGGAUUACAUCGAGACAGUCGAUUACGACGGAAAUGACCGACAUCUCAUACUCAGGGGACCGCAGGUGCCAUCUCCAUCUCGACUAGCGGUGUUCGAGAACCGCGUAUACUGGUCAGACGGUACUAAGCAGGGCAUAAUGAGCGUCAACAAAUACGACCCGACCAGCGUUUCAUCCGUGUACAAGAACCGUGACAUCAAAGAUCCGAAAUCGGUGAAAAUUGUCCAUUCACUAGUCCAGAGAGAAGUAUCGUCACCUUGCAGCAAGAACAACGCUGGUUGUCAGCACAUGUGUAUCGUGACUAAAGGCAGUGACGGUUUGUUAGCGAAUAGGUGCGCCUGUAACAUGGGAUAUCAACUUGCGCAAGACAUGCACAAUUGCGUUUUGGUCGACGAAUUUUUGUUGUACUCGCAGCAAAGGUUCAUUAAAGGUAAAGUCUUGAACAGAGUUUCGCAAGGGUUUACUGACGCCAUACUGCCGGUGUCAUCGAGGAGAGCCAGGUUCGUGGGUCUAGAUUUCGAUGCGCGUGACAAUUACAUUUAUUACUCGGACGUUCUUCAGGAUGUUAUCUAUAGGAUACAUAGAAACGGGACAGGUAGAGAAAUUGUAUUAGCGUCACAAAACGAGGGCGUGGAAGGUCUUGCCGUCGAUUGGGUGGCUAAGAAUUUAUACUAUAUCGAUAGUAGAAAAGGUACAUUGAACGUGUUAAGCACUCGCAAUGUGACCAACAAAAGAGUACUAUUGAAGAACAUGAAAAGACCCAGAGCAAUUGUUGUUCACCCUAACAAGGGGUAUAUAUUCUUUUCCGAAUGGGACCGACCGGCGAACAUAAGCCGCGCGUUUACGGACGGUUCGAAUCUGAUUGUAUUCCGCAACAUUACGCUGGGAUGGCCAAAUGGUUUGGCCGUGGAUUUUGCUACGGAUCGACUAUAUUGGUGCGACGCACUACUGGACCAUGUCCAGCACUCGAAUUUGGACGGGACGGACGUGAGAACCAUCAACUCAACGUUGAUACGACAUCCGUUCUCGAUAGUCACACAUUAUGAUUGGAUGUACAUCACCGAUUGGCGUCUGGACGCAAUCAUUAAGAUACAUAAGCUGACCGGCGUCGUUUCAAAUAUCGAAGUCCGGGAGCCGCAGAACAACCGAUUGUAUGGAGUAAAGAUUUAUAGCGAACACGAACAGCUCGUGGACUACUCGCAUCCGUGUUCGGUCACGUCCAAUUACGGUGGUUGUCAGAAGCUGUGUUUCGCGGUGCCGUCCAACAAGUCGAUUUCUUCGUCACUUCAGGCCCAGUGUGGCUGUCCGUACGGCGAGAAGGUCGACGUGGAUGGCAAGACAUGUGUGGCCGAUCCGAACGCGGAGCCACCGGUAACAGCUUGCCCGAAUACGUGGGACUUUACGUGUAACAACAUGCGGUGCAUACCCAAAGCUUGGGUAUGCGAUGGCGAUGACGACUGUCUCGACAACUCUGACGAGGAACAAAACUGCACCAAACCUACCUGCGCUCCGGGCGAAUGGCAGUGUGGUUCUGGCCGUUGCGUACCGGGCACGUUCCGGUGCGAUGGCGAAAACGACUGCGGAGAUUACAGCGACGAAACCGGAUGCACGAACGUUACAUGUUCUUCGACUCAAUUCUUGUGCGAAAAUGGCCGCUGCGUACCGGCUACGUGGAAAUGUGACUCCGAGAAUGACUGCGGCGACGGUUCAGACGAAGGCGACUUUUGCGCGGAAAAGACGUGCGCCUAUUUCCAAUUCACUUGUCCUCGGUCCGGUCACUGUAUUCCGCAGACGUGGGUGUGUGACGGCGACAACGACUGUUUCGACAACCAAGACGAAGAAGGUUGCCCACCAAUCACGUGUUCACCGACACAGUUCAAAUGCGCUGACCUCCGGCAGUGCAUACAAGAGACGUACAAGUGUGACGGAAUAUUGGACUGCAACGACGGCAGUGACGAGCUUGGUUGUCCUACAUUGGCUCCUAACCAAUGUGACACAGAAAAACAAUUUCGUUGUGAAAAGUCGGGUAUUUGUAUACCGAAAACGUGGUACUGUGACGGAACCGCUGACUGCGACGACGAUUCAGAUGAACCGAAAACUUGUGGACAAGUUUCUUGCCAGUCGAACUACUUCAAAUGUAACAAUUCACAAUGUAUUUUCAAGGCAUAUAUCUGUGAUGGCAGAGAUGACUGUGGCGAUGGUUCCGAUGAGGACUAUAGACUCGCUUGCGGAGCACCACCAUUCAAAUGUAUGUCAGGUGAAUGGCAAUGUCCCAAUGCAACAAACCGCUGUGUUAACAUAACAAAUGUAUGUGAUGGAAUACCUCAUUGUCCAAAUGGUGCUGAUGAAGGACCGAAUUGUGAUCUUCCUGAAUGCGACAAAGAGGGUAGUUAUUGUUCAAAUGGAUGUAAACAAACUCCAGUAGGACCAUUGUGCACAUGUCCUCAUGGUGAAGUCUUGAACACCACAUAUGAAUGUAUGGACCUCAAUGAGUGUGAUCCACCAGGUCUUUGCUCACAACAUUGUACAAAUACCAAAGGAAGUUAUUUCUGUUCCUGUGCUCCUGGCUAUGUUUUAGAAUCUGAUAAACAUACGUGCAAAGCUUUAAAUCACAGUGCAGCGUUUUUAAUAAUUUCCAAUCGCCAUUCUAUAUUGGUUGCUGACCUCAAGGAACAAGGCCUAGAACGAGUUCCCAUUAUUGUGGAAAAUGUUGUAGCGACAGCAUCAAACAUGCAUACAGGAACUAUAUUCUGGUCAGAUAUGAAACUUAAAAAGAUAUCCAGGCUGGACAAGAGCAGUGAGCCUAAAGAUAUAAUUACUUCUGGAUUAGAUUUAGUUGAAGGUUUAGCCUAUGAUUGGAUUGGAGGACAUAUUUAUUGGCUAGAUUCUCGACUAAAUACAGUUGAAGUGGCCAAUGAGAAUGGAACUAAUCGUAUUAUUUUAUUAAAAGAAAAUAUUACUCAACCAAGAGGAAUGAUGUUAGAUCCAAGUCCCGGUGCUCGAUGGCUGUUUUGGACCGAUUGGGGAGAAAAUCCAAGAAUUGAACGUGUUGGCAUGGAUGGCUCAAACCGUUCUGUUAUUAUUAGUUCAAAGAUCUAUUGGCCUAAUGGUUUAACAUUAGACAUUGUUAAUCAACGAGUAUAUUUUGCUGACUCCAAGCUUGACUUCAUAGACUUCUGUUACUAUAAUGGAACCGGUCGUCAACAAGUUAUCGCUGGAAGUCAUUAUCUAUUACAUCCUCAUUCACUCACUUUAUUCGAAGAUACUCUUUACUGGACUGAUAGACAAUUAAAUAGGGUAUUAUCUGCUCAUAAAUUCAAGGGGAAAAAUCAAACAGUCGUUUCUCAUUUAAUUUCACAACCAUUAAGUAUACAUGUACAUCAUCCAUCCUUACAACCAAUUACACCUAAUCCAUGCGAAAAUGCUACAUGUGAACAACUCUGUUUGUUGUCACCUUCAACACCCAAUGGUUAUACCUGUAAAUGUAAACCAGGAUACCGAGUAGAUGGUGGCCAAUGCAUUGAAAAUGAGUCUCCAUUUUUAUUGGUCAUGCGAGGUUACCAAAUAAUCGAUGUUAGUUUGACACCUGGUGACAAAACAACUGGACAUAUUGUUCCAAUUGUUGGUAUCGAAGGAGGUACUCAAGUUGAUUAUGAUACUGAAACUAAAUCUUUAUUUUGGGUCGAAGGAUUAAAAGUGAAUGAAGAAGACGAAAGUAUCAACAGUGUCAAUUGUACGUUAAUGAUGUCUCCAUAUCACGGAGGAAACAAAUCAUCUUUGUUAGGCGAACUCACUGGUUUUGUGGGUGCCCCAUAUGUCAUUGCUUUUGAUUGGAAUGGCCGAAACUUGUAUAUUGGAAAUAGGGAGUCUUCUAGCUUAGAAGUAAUUAAAGUAGAUGGUAUUAAUAAAUACAGAAUGGUAUUAUUAUCAAACAACGGUAAAGACAUAUCUGUGGCAACACCAACCGGCAUUGUAUUGGAUCCCAAUGAAGGAAAACUCUAUUGGGCUGAUCAAGGAGGAUUUGGUGUACCUCCUAAAAUAGGAAAAAUGAACAUGGAUGGAUCCAAUCCUCAAGUGUUAAUUAAUGACGGUCAUACACCUGAAGCCAUCGCUAUUGAUCUAGAACAAAAAAAUAUCUAUUAUAGUACACAAUAUCCUAGCAAUAUUAAAGUUAUGAGUGUGAGUGGUAUGAAUCAUCGAACAUUAAUGAGCGACUAUAACAGUAUCGCUUUUCCAAAAUCAAUGGGAAUCUAUGAUCGGUAUCUAUAUUUCAUCGACUCUAGAUAUGAUCACCUUGUGAGAGUCAAUGCCGAAGAUGGUUCUAACAUGGAAAAAAUUUUAGAUAACGAUCCAGAUCUUAAAUCAUUGACAGUGUUUUCAAAAAAAACCAAUGUAAAUCAUCCAUGUGCUGUGACAAAAAAUGGUGGAUGUCAACAGUUUUGUAUUCCAAGUGAAAAUAGUAACAGAGUUUGUGCUUGUUCUGUGGGAUACAAGAAGGAACUUGAUAUAAAGUGUACACCACAUUCUUCUUUUGCGGUUGUUUCUCAAGUAGAUUUAGUCAGAGGAUAUAGUCUAACUGAUACGCUUGAUGCUAUUGUUCCAAUAUCAGGACCAGGACAUCAUAUCCUACACGUGGACGUUCACGUUGCUCAAAACUGGAUAUACUGGGUGGAGUUCAAUCGAGGUAUAUGGAACGGCAUUUACAGAAUACGGCCAAAUGGUACGGAGCUUCAGCAUGUAAUCAAAGACGGAAUUGGUUCCAACGGUAUACGGGGAUUGACAAUCGAUUGGAUCGCGGGAAAUAUGUAUUUCACGAAUGUAUUCCCACACGAAAAUUACGUCGAGGUGUGCUGGCUGGACGGUUCCAUGCGUAAAGUGCUCGUUAAAACUACAACAGACGCGCCGAAAGAGUUGGCGGUGAACCCAAUCAAACGAUUGUUGUAUUGGAUCGACUAUGGCCAAUAUCCAAAAAUCGGCAAAGCAUAUUUGGAUGGGUCUAAUUGGAUGCCAAUCGUGACCACCGGAAUAAGUCAGCCUAGAGAUUUAACUGUCGAUAUGAUCACUCACGACGUUUACUGGGUGGAUGCCAGAUUAGAUUUAAUUCAGAAAGUAUCGUCUAGUGGAGGUGAAAGACAAGUUGUACGUCGAAAUAUUCCAAAUCCGAUGGGUAUCGCUAUACAUUUGAGUGAUAUGUAUUGGGUCGAUAGAAAUUUGAAGACUAUAUUUAAGGCUUCAAAACUACCAGGGAACAAUUCAAUGCCUACCCCAAUUAGAACUGGACUCCCUAGAUUGCGUGAUAUUGCAAUAUUCGAUGUGAACACCCAACCUCCAGAUGAGUCUAACUCUUGUUCACGAUUUGGUAAUGGAGGGUGUGAUCAAUUGUGUUUCUCGUUUCCGCCUUCUUACUCCAUAAAUAAAUUUUUGUUCCGUUGUGACUGUGCCACUGGAGUAAUAGCAGCCGGAACAGGCACUAAAUGUGACACUGUUUCCGAAUACUUGGUGUUUGCCACAAGAACUGAAAUUCGAUCGGCAAGUUUGGACCCUCUAUCGACCACAUUACCCUUUAAACCAGUUGGUAAUCUAUCGAAUGUGGUUGGUCUGGACUUCGAUUAUGCGGACAACAAGUUAUUCUUCACUCAAAUACGACCAAUGUCCCAAAUAUCUUCUAUAUCAAGUAAUUCGCCCAGUAACAGUCAAAUAAAGAUGAUAUUGGGGCGUCGAAUUAAUCCAGAAGGUAUUUCGUAUGAUUGGACUCAAAAAAAGAUAUACUGGACAGAUUCAUCAAACAAUUCAAUCUACGCCAUGAAUAUAGACGGCACUGAAGUAGUAAUGAUUGCUAGAGUUGAAAGGCCCAGAGCAAUCGUGGUCGACCCAUGUAAUGGAACGUUGUAUUUCACCGAUUGGGGACGUUUUGGUACUGCUGGAAAGAUCUUUAGGACCACAAUGGCAGGAUCUUUAAAGAAAGCCAUCAUCGACAGAGACUUGUCACAGCCCAGUGGUUUGACGAUUGAUUUCGAUGACCAAAUGUUGUAUUGGUCGGAUGCCGUAAGAGAGAAAAUUGAAAGAUCUACACUAGAUGGUGGUAAUCGUGAAGUAUUAAUAACUGCGACUAUCUAUCCGUUUGCCUUGACCGUCCAUGGGAAUUAUAUAUAUUGGACAGACCUUCAGCUGAGAGGUGUCUAUAGGGCAGAAAAGCACACCGGUGCCAACAUGAUAGAAAUAAUCAAAAGGCUAGACGAUUCGCCAAGGGAUAUAGCUAUUUACUCAAAAGACAGGCAAAAGUGUUCGGUAAACCCUUGCUCGAUUAGCAACGGUGGGUGCACUCAGAGCUGUCAUCCUGGACCCAAUGCUACAGCUGAAUGCAAGUGUGACGAUAAUUCGAAACUUGUUAAUGAAG
Molecule: messenger RNA, 8569 nt
Organism: Diuraphis noxia (Russian wheat aphid)
Lineage: Eukaryota; Metazoa; Arthropoda; Insecta; Hemiptera; Aphididae
Gene: mgl
Product: low-density lipoprotein receptor-related protein megalin
Cellular component (GO): plasma membrane; signaling receptor complex
Molecular function (GO): calcium ion binding; protein binding
Source: RefSeq, a predicted model, not a curated record